AGUCGAAAACGUUUCACCUCUCAUCCAAGAGGCUUCUUCAGUUCUGAAAGCCUGGUGGGGAGUACCAGAUAUUUAUCCACCAGGAGGGUGGUGGCAAAAACAAGUGGACAAAGACCCGAAACCAACAGACUCGUUAGGUGUUAAUGUGAGUCGUUAGCCUUUGAUGGGCGGUCGUUACCCCUCCCAGCCCUCUAGGAGGGUGGUUGGGGGUCACCUGACUGCAAGUGGGACAGAUGGCUGCACCUCCUUGGGAGGGCUCUAAGAACGGCGUUGUAAGUGGGAGACAAGUGGUGUCUGAGGCCCUCUCCUCUGUUCAAAGAUGGCCGUUCUAGUUUGACAUGAAUGGCUUCUUUUACCCCUCUCUCAAACCAUCUGUCCUCUCUGGCUAGAAUGCGCACCUUGUGGUCAUCAAAGGAGUGCCCCUUCUCCUUGAGGUGGAGGUGGACUGCUGAGUCCUGGCCUGUGGUCGUGGCCCUCCUGUGUUGUGCCAUGCGCUUGUGUAAUGGCUGCUUAGUCUCUCCAAUGUACAGGUCAGAGCAUUCCAAAGGACUGAACUUUGCAGUCACACCAGAUGAGUUACCGGUGGUGGACUUGGUGACGGCCACAGAAUCGGCCAUUAGGAACAAUAGGUUGUCAGAGACAGAGGCGGAACAGAUCAGGCUUAAGGUGUCGGCAGCACUCUCCAGUGCCAAGUUACCCCCGUCCAACAUCUCCGCACAGGAGAAACGGGCACUGAUAACUCUGCAGAAGGAUCCCAACAUCACAAUCUUACCUGCAGAUAAGGGGAGAUGUACUGUUAUCCUUAACACAGCUGACUAUCACUCAAAGGUCAGCAGCCUCCUAUGUGACUCAGCAACUUAUGAGACCCUAAAACGAGACCCCACCAACACCUACAAACUCAAAGUGGUUAACUGCCUGCAAAAACUGGAGAAAGGUCAGAUCAUCGACCGGGCCCUGUACUACAAACUCUAUCCAGGCGAUGCUAUCCCUUGCAUAUACGGGCUGCCAAAAAUUCACAAAGAGGGCGCCCCUCUGAGACCAAUUGUAAGCAGCAUCAACUCUGUGACAUACAACAUUGCUAAGUAUCUUGCCACCAUCCUUUCCCCAUUGGUGGGGGACACCCCCCACCACAUAAGGAACUCGAUGGACUUUACAAACAAGGUCAGAAAAAUCAGCUUAGACCCUGAGGAAACUAUGGUUUCAUAUGACGUGACUUCGCUUUUUACUUGCAUUCCCACUGGAGAUGCAAUACAGACAGUAAAGAGAAAACUCUUGCUUGACAACUCUCUGUCUGAGAGGACCAACCUCUCCCCCGAACAGGUGUGUGACCUCCUUAACCUUUGCCUCAGCACCACUUAUUUCCAGUACAACAAUGGUUUCUACAGGCAAAAACACGGCUGUGCCAUGGGAUCCCCUGUAUCCCCCAUUGUAGCUAACCUGUACAUGGAAGAAAUGGAGAUUGUGGCACUGAGAACAUUCAGUGGCCACUCCCCGAGGCACUGGUUCAGAUAUGUGGAUGACACAUGGGUCACCAUCAGGAAGGGUGAGGUCGCACCUUUCACAGAACACCUCAACUCGGUGGAUAAAAACAUCAAGUUCACAAGAGAGGAUGUCAGGACAACUGUCUGGCGUUUCUAGAUUGCGUGGUACGCAUUGAAACCAAUGGGGAACUCAACAUUGAGGUCUACAGAAAACCCACUCACACAGACCAGUACCUCCUGUUUGAUUCACACCACCCACUAGAACACAAGUUUGGGGUGAUCCGUACCUU
Messenger RNA from Amphiprion ocellaris (clown anemonefish), 1771 nucleotides. RefSeq lists its product as uncharacterized. The coding region runs from base 343 to 1638 and encodes 431 amino acids. NCBI's taxonomy places the organism in Eukaryota, Metazoa, Chordata, Actinopteri, Pomacentridae. The transcript has 2 exons. The record is from RefSeq and is a predicted model, not a curated record.